Molecule: messenger RNA, 1363 nt
Organism: Xyrauchen texanus (razorback sucker)
Lineage: Eukaryota; Metazoa; Chordata; Actinopteri; Cypriniformes; Catostomidae
Product: ubiquitin-conjugating enzyme E2 D2-like
Exons: 8
Coding region: 316-762 (148 amino acids)
Biological process (GO): ubiquitin-dependent protein catabolic process; protein polyubiquitination
Cellular component (GO): nucleus
Molecular function (GO): ubiquitin conjugating enzyme activity
Source: RefSeq, a predicted model, not a curated record
ACGUGGCUAACAACAAGCUCACGGACAUCUUGUCAGCUCAGAUCACACUGAAAGAGAAGUGUACACGCACAUCAGCUUUUACAGUUAACGACAGGGAUCAGGACCUGUCGAUAUUGGCAUAUCAUUUAGGAACAUCAUUUAUUUUUUUACACAUUGAAUGCUAGCUGUUUUUUUAAAUUAUUAUUAUUUUUAUUUUUUUGACAUUUUUAAUGUUAGUUUUUAGCUAGCUCUCAGGUUAGUACACACAUUGAGAAAGAAAGAGAGAAAGAGGAAUAGUGGGCUAGUGAUUCAGGAGCUACUGAACCCAUUGGGAAGAUGGCGCUUAAACGAAUCCAAAAGGAACUGACUGACUUGGCACGUGAUCCUCCGGCACAAUGUUCAGCAGGUCCAGUGGGGGAUGAUGUGUUCCAUUGGCAGGCAACAAUCAUGGGCCCUAAUGAAAGUCCAUAUCAGGGUGGUGUUUUUUUCCUAACCAUACACUUCCCAACAGAUUACCCCUUUAAACCACCAAAGGUUGCUUUUACUACAAGAAUUUACCAUCCAAACAUUAACAGUAAUGGCAGCAUCUGUCUGGAUAUCCUCAGGUCUCAGUGGUCACCUGCACUUACUAUUUCUAAAGUUCUCCUGUCCAUCUGCUCACUCUUAUGUGACCCUAAUCCAGACGACCCUCUUGUGCCAGAGAUUGCCCGAAUCUAUAAAACAGACACAGAGAAGUAUAAUAGAAUGGCAAGGGAAUGGACAGAGAAAUAUGCCAUGCUGUAGGUGAAGGGAAACGCUGCAUUGUGAACAUUAGAGAUACAACAGAAUAGCACGGGAAUGGACUCAGAAAUAUGCCAUGUGAUGUUGGCUGGACACAUUUACAAACUGUUUGUUCUCAUGUUUCGGACACUGUUGCAAGACCAUAUUUUUCCAUCUGUCUCUUAUGGAGGCACAACCCCAGUUUUCUUCUCAAUCAGGAAUUCAGCCUGCUUUUGGCCUUUCCAGACUUCAUGGAUCCAUCUGUCCAAUGGAAACUCCACUCCCAGCUCUGCCGCUUUGAUCGCUCUACCAAUGGACUUGUCUCACCCUGCAACACAUGCCAUGCCUGUUUGACCACAGUGUGUUCUCUCUGAGCCACUCUGAGCCAGAGAAUGUCUUUAGGCUGUUCUGCUUCUGGAGUGCAUGCAAUCACAGGAAAUAAGGACAGAUGUUGUACAUCAGUGGGAGUUUGGGACUGAUUCCUGUAUUCUCUCUGAUUGUAAAGAUUUGCAACAUUCAGAUCAGAUCUCUGCCCACCUUUCACAGCUGUGGCACUGAAAUACAGCUCACUCAAUGUCUGUUUAAAGUUACCCCCCCCCCCCCCCUCCCCUCAAUAAAGAUGCAU